UAUUUAAGAUCCUAUAAUAUUCUAUUGCAGUAAGAAAGAAUAGGGAGUGAGAGAGCACAGGAUAAGGACAUGAUCUGUAGAAAGGUGCUUGCUCACCACCUUUCUGAAUUAUUAAAAAUAGCAGAUUAAGAUUCUUCUACCUAAUCAGACAUCCAUUACAAACCAUGGUCAGCACUCAGACUCAAGAGUGUAUGGAGCGAAUAUACUUGAUGGGCCGCCCUAAUCACGCGAAUGGCGAGGUCCGUGCUCGUGAUCAACUCUGGCAGCUCAUCGAUCAAGUAUGCCCUGUAUCAUCUGGGAAGAGUGGCUUCUUGCAUUUUCCAGGGCAGUGUGGAAGGCAUUGGAACUUCCAAGAGCUCCAUCUCCCACAAGAGCAUCUCCACUGCCCAAGAUCUAAAAAUCAUGGGAAAAUGUAUUGGAGACCACGAAGCUGGUCUCAAGAAAGUGAUGGAUUUGCUCCAGCAGCCGCAAAACGUUUGCGCUGUCGGGCACCGAGUCGUUCACGGCGGCGAGCAAUUUAGCAAACCAACGCAUAUAACUCAAGAGGUGAAGAAAGCAAUCGAGAGGGCUGUUCCUCUAGCUCCACUUCACAAUCCAGCAAACUUGGAGGGAAUUCGAGUUGCUGAGGAGCUCUUCCACUGCCCCCACGUAGCCGUCUUUGACACAGCCUUCCACUCCACCAUCCCCCGGCCGUCGUACACGUACGGAAUCCCCUGGAAGCUGUACGAAGAGCUGGGCGUACGGCGCUAUGGCUUCCACGGGACGAGCUACCAGUUUCUUCUUGGCGAGGCCUCCCGCGCCCUUGGAAGGCCAGCGCUGGAACUUAAUCUCAUCGCCUUCCAUCUCGGCGCUGGAGCGAGCAUGUGUGCGAUCAAGCACGGGCAAUCGAUCGACACAAGCAUGGGAAUGACUCCACUCGAAGGUUUAGUGAUGGCUACUCGGAGUGGCGACGUUGAUCCGGCGAUCUGGCCCUUCCUCGCAGCGCACAGAUCCAUGGGCUUGGCCGAGAUCGAUGCUUUGCUCAACAAGGAGAGUGGGAUCUACGGGCUUUGCGGAGACAAAGAUAUGAAAGAAGUUGUGCAAGCCGCGGAUAGUUCCGACAAGCACAGGCUAGCGCUGGAGGUGUACGUCCACCGUAUAAGGAAGUAUCUGGGAGCGUACAUGGUUGAUCUCGAGGGGAAAGUUGACGCGCUGGUGUUUAGCGGUGGCGUUGGCGAGAGGUCGGCUAAAAUCCGGUCCAUGGUUUGCGAGAGGCUGGAGGCUUUUGGAAUCCAGGUUGACGAGGAGAAAAAUGGUAAAAGCUUGAGAGAGAUCCACAAGGAUGGUUCGAGGAUCAAGGUUUUGGUGAUACCGACCGACGAGCAGCUUUGUAUUGCGCAGCAAACUCGCGAGGUUUUGGAGAGUUUGGAAGCUCCGGUUUGUGAGAAGAGUGGGGGAUAGGAUUCACUAGAAAACUUUGGAUGAGCUUGGUUGUAAAUAGAAUGGAUUGAUCGAGGUUAUAAGAGAACAAAAGUUAUCGCUA
Molecule: messenger RNA, 1522 nt
Organism: Selaginella moellendorffii
Lineage: Eukaryota; Viridiplantae; Streptophyta; Lycopodiopsida; Selaginellales; Selaginellaceae
Product: acetate kinase
Exons: 4
Coding region: 232-1440 (402 amino acids)
Biological process (GO): phosphorylation; acetate metabolic process
Molecular function (GO): acetate kinase activity
Source: RefSeq, a predicted model, not a curated record